Messenger RNA from Patella vulgata (common limpet), 1093 nucleotides. RefSeq names its product 15-hydroxyprostaglandin dehydrogenase [NAD(+)]. The transcript is spliced from 9 exons. NCBI's taxonomy places the organism in Eukaryota, Metazoa, Mollusca, Gastropoda, Patellidae. Gene Ontology annotation, cellular component: cytoplasm. The record is from RefSeq and is a predicted model, not a curated record. The coding region runs from base 191 to 1063 and encodes 290 amino acids. Gene Ontology annotation, molecular function: oxidoreductase activity, acting on the CH-OH group of donors, NAD or NADP as acceptor.
AAGUUACAGAGGAUGAUGAAAGUAAUGGCACAAUUUUAACUAUUUCUCCUGAUGGAAUUUUUUCAGUGAAAGUGGAAGUUAGUAAAUCUUGAAUAAACUACUUCAAUAUGCCGAUAAGAAUAGUUUAACACGAAUCAUUUUGGAUUGAUAGUUUUCUUGCUGAUUUCUGUGAUUCCAGUAGCAUUCGAUAAUGCAGUCUUGUCUGAAACGUAAAAGAUGUGUCAGUACAUCUUCACACCGACCCUUAUCAAUUGCCGACACUGCAGGUACAGACCAGAACUAUAGUAUAAAGAUGAAGUUAACAGACGCUAAUGUGUUUUUAACGGGGGGUGCUAUGGGUUUUGGUGCUGGUUUAACGGAGGCGUUGAUCAAAUCCGGGGCUAAGGUUUUUAUUGGGGAUGUUAAUGAAGAACAAGGUAACAUAUUGCAGACGAGAUUAAGAUCAACCUAUGGAGAGGAUAAAGCAACUUUUGUUAAAUGUGAUGUUACAAAACCUCAAGAACUUACAGAUGCAUUUAACUCAGCGGUGUCUACGGCAGGCCAUAUUGAUAUAAUGUUAAAUAAUGCCGGUAUGAUACACGAGAAUAAAUGGAAUUAUAUGAUGGAUGUCAAUCUGGGAGGUGUGGUGAUAGGUACCAAUUUAGCUGUUGAACAUAUGAGGAAGGAUAAAGGUGGUAAAGGUGGAAUAAUCAUUAAUACUGGAUCUUUCGCAGGUCUGGAUGCACGUUUUGUUUUCCCAGUGUAUGCUGCAUCAAAAGCCGCCGUAGUCCAUUUUACAUCGUGUUGGGCGGCUAAUCCGUAUCUUGGAGAAAUGGGGAUCAGGUUUGCAUCAAUGAACCCUACAGCUGUAAAUACAGGUUUCAUAAAUAACCAGAAGCCAGAACAACUUUUAUAUUACAAAGAAUUUCAAGAGAUGUUAAAAUCAUUGUCUUUAUUACCAAUAGAUACAGUUGUAGGUGCAUUUUUGAAAGUAAUUGAAGACGACGGAAGCAAUGGCACAAUUAUGACUAUUUCUCUUAAAAAUGGUGUUUGUCCAAUGAAACUGGAUGUUGUUAAAGUUUGAUUGAAACAAAUAAAAGAUUACCUUUUGUUU